Molecule: messenger RNA, 768 nt
Organism: Daucus carota subsp. sativus
Lineage: Eukaryota; Viridiplantae; Streptophyta; Magnoliopsida; Apiales; Apiaceae
Exons: 2
Coding region: 1-768 (255 amino acids)
Molecular function (GO): nucleic acid binding; zinc ion binding
Source: RefSeq, a predicted model, not a curated record
AUGAAGGUCUGUACCAGUAUUGGAGCUGAUGGUGAAGACAUGGUAGGCAAAAUGAUUCUCAAACCUAUCCAUGAAUUUUCUCAAGAAGACACUGAAGAAGUACACAAGGAUAAGAAAACCAUGAACCUUCUGUUUAAUGGUUUGGAUCAAGAAAUGAUUGAUAGUGUCAUCAGUUGCACAAGUGCCAAAGAAGUUUGGGAUACCAUCAGGAGCAUCUGUGAAGGAAAUGAGCAAGUAAGAGAGAACAAAAUGCAGUUGCUGAUUCAACAAUAUGAGUCAUUCCAUUUCAAGGCUGGUGAAAAUGAAGAGAUAGAAAAGAGUCAAAGGAAAGGACAUUCAUUUGUGGCUCUAGUUGCAUCUCUUGACAACUCUGUCAAGGAUAAAGGAAAAUCCCAAGUUGAAGAAACUGAGAAGUUGGGCAAAGAAGAAAGCACAGAAUCAAGCAAAGGAAAAAGAAAAGCAAAAUAUGCAACUGAUUCUGGUGAAGAAAGUGAUGGAAUUGAUGAGCACCUAGCCUUCCUGUCAAGAAGAUUCUCCAAGCUGAAAUUCAAAAAUAAUUUUAACCCUGCAAAAUCAUUUAAGGGCAAUCCCAAGCCUAACAGAAGCAUGGUAGAUAGAUCCAAGUUCAAGUGCUUCAACUGUGGAAAUGCAGGUCACUUUGCAAAUGAAUGCAGAAAGCCUAAAGUUAAGAAGAGGUCAAGUGAUGAGCGGGGUCAUCCAAUUUGGCUCGUUAUUGAUUUCCAAGAUUUCCUCAUACUCGGUUGCUAG